This is a messenger RNA of Canis lupus familiaris (dog), 1411 nucleotides long. It is a transcript of the gene PUSL1, whose product is annotated as pseudouridine synthase like 1. NCBI's taxonomy places the organism in Eukaryota, Metazoa, Chordata, Mammalia, Carnivora, Canidae. The coding region runs from base 132 to 1049 and encodes 305 amino acids. Gene Ontology annotation, biological process: tRNA pseudouridine synthesis. The transcript is spliced from 9 exons. The record is from RefSeq and is a predicted model, not a curated record. Gene Ontology annotation, molecular function: pseudouridine synthase activity; RNA binding.
GGGCGUGGCCACGCUGCUUUUCUGGGCGCGCAGGCGCUCCGGGCACACGUGUGGUUCUGCUGAGUUUGGGGUGGCUCACCCCCAGCCUUCGCCCGGUCCCGCGGACCCGGAGCCUCUCCGCCGCUCCCGCCAUGGGCCCGGCCUCAGGCUCGGUGACCGCGCGCUACCUCGUGUACUUCCAGUACUUGGGCACGGACUUUAACGGGGUCGCGGCCGUCAGGGGCUCCCAGCGCGCAGUCGGCGUCCUCAACUACCUGGAGGAAGCUGCAAAGCGGCUGAAUUCGGUGGUGCCUGUCAGGUUCACGAUCUCCAGCCGCACAGAUGCGGGGGUUCACGCGCUGAGCAACGCGGCCCAUCUGGACGUCCAGCGCCGCUCAGGCCAGCCUCCUUUCUCCCCCGAAGUCCUGGCAGAGGCACUCAACGCCCACGUGAGGCACCCGGCCAUCCGUGUACUGCAAGCUUUCAGAGUACCCAGUGACUUCCAUGCCCGCCAUGCAGCCACAUCCAGGACCUACCUGUACCGCCUGGUCACGGGCUGCCACCGGCCUGACCAGCUGUCUGUGUUUGAACGAAACCGAUGCUGGCCACUGAGGGCAGACUGCUUGGAUGUGGAUGCCAUGCAGGAGGCUGCCCAGCACCUCCUGGGGACACAUGACUUCAGAGCCUUCCAGUCAGCUGGCAGCCCGACCACUAGCUCAGUGCGCACACUGCGCCGAGCCUCAGUGUCCCCUGACCCAGGCAGCCCCUUUGUCCUUGCCCAGGAGAAGAGGUUGCAUUUCUGGAACCUGGAGUUCGAGAGCCGGUCCUUCCUAUACAGACAGGUGCGGAGGAUGACAGCUGUGCUGGUGGCUGUGGGGCUAGGGGCCUUGAGGCCUGCUCAGGUGAAGGUGAUCCUGGAAAGCCGAGACCCCCUGGGUAGGCACCAGGCGCGUGUGGCCCCAGCCCAUGGCUUAUUCCUCAAGUCAGUGCUCUACGAGAACCUUGGUGGGAAUCCAGCCUGUGUUCAGCAGGAAAGUCAGGGCCCUGGAGGCAGAGAAACCCCAGAUUAACCAAAAAAUCCAGUUGGAGACCAGCAGCCCACAAGCAGGAGACUUGGAGUAAGGGUUUACCACAUGGAAGCCACAGAAAACCCCCAGAAGCCCCACUGAGGUCAGGGCAGCCAACACAGCCCAGCCACUGGACCCUGCCCAGCUCUGCAGGCAUGUGGGCCUCCUGCCCCCCACUGGCCUGCACCUGCCCAAAGGCCCCACAUGCCUGGGCACCUGCUAUGGGUGGACUGAAGGAAAAAGGUUUGAGCAUCAAGAAGGGAAUAUCCACACCGUCUUUGGUUCUGUUUUUACUGAAAAUUAGUACCUCAGGUGCAGCCACCCAUCUCAGGGGCUCAGGAACAGAAAUAAAAGGUCAUGAGGUC